Molecule: messenger RNA, 1200 nt
Organism: Cooperia oncophora
Lineage: Eukaryota; Metazoa; Nematoda; Chromadorea; Rhabditida; Trichostrongylidae
Source: the annotation of a GenBank genome assembly
AUGUGGGCUCCUCGUCAAGCUCAUAUGUUGAAUCCGAAAUGGGACCAACACAAAAAUAAAACGGAUGCUUUCGGUAUUGAACAACAUGGAGCGGCAAUUGUUGGUAAUGAGGCCGAAGAGAAACGUCGCUCUUUAGCGAUCUUCUUUAUUUUAUUUGUUCUUGUGCUUGCUAUUUUGAUCGUUCAUCUUCUGAUCAUAUCGAAAAUACAGUUUAUUCCUGAAAGUCUCGCAAUUGUUAUUCUUGGAGCAGUCGUAGGGUCAAUACUUUCUUAUUCAAAUCAUGAUUGGAGUGAAAUAGAAGCGUUGAGCCCCGACAUAUUCUUCUUGGUUUUACUACCUCCGAUAAUAUUUGAAAAUGCUUAUAAUCUUAACAAGGGUUAUUUCUUUUCAAACAUUGGUCCGAUUCUUUCGUUCGCCAUAGUGGGGACAGCGAUAUCGGCACUUGUGAUUGGGUUUUGUAUAUACAUACUUGGUCAAGCAGAUCUAGUCUAUGAGUUUUCAAUUUUUGAAUGUUUUGCGUUCGCUUCUACAAUAUCCGCUGUUGAUCCUGUGGCCACCUUGGCGAUUUUCCAAGCAGUGAAGGUCGAAGGAUUACUGUAUAUGCUGGUGUUUGGCGAGUCUAUGUUAAAUGACGCUGUUUCUAUAGUGUUAACUGCAACUGCUAUACGCCAUUCACAUCCGCCGCUUAAUAGAUUGGGACCGUCAGAAAUUUUCACAAGUGUAACACUUACGUUUCUGACUAUGUUCACUCUCUCAGCUGUGCUUGGUCUGGCUAUUGGACUUCUUAGUGCUCUGCUGUUCAAACAUGUCGAUCUCAGACGGACUCCAUCUCUUGAAUUCGCCCUUCUCCUGGUGUUCGCCUACAUUCCAUAUGGCUUCGCUGAAGCUUUGUCUUUAUCAGGGUGUGUCCAUCAUGCUGAUUCAACAAUUUGCCCAGGUAUCAUGGCCAUAUUGUUUUGCGGGAUCACAAUGUCUCAGUACACUCAACAGAAUAUCAGUCCAGUUACUCAAAUCACCUUUCGUCAAACGUUUCGAACCAUUUCAUUUGUAGCAGAGACCUCGACGUUUGCGUACAUCGGCAUGGCGUUUUUCACGAUUAAACAGAACUUCCAGCCAUCUCUCAUUUUUUGGUGUAUAGUGUUGUGUCUUGUCAGUCGAGCACUGAACAUAUUUCCAAUCUCAUACGCCGUUAACAAAUGA